Molecule: messenger RNA, 4360 nt
Organism: Labeo rohita (rohu)
Lineage: Eukaryota; Metazoa; Chordata; Actinopteri; Cypriniformes; Cyprinidae
Gene: gpatch2
Product: G patch domain containing 2
Exons: 10
Coding region: 93-1562 (489 amino acids)
Molecular function (GO): nucleic acid binding
Source: RefSeq, a predicted model, not a curated record
GGCGCGGUGGUGUUGUUGUUGUUAAGGCGCUAUGGUUUGUCAGUGCGGCCUCGAUCUUUUCCCGUGAGUUUUUGUCGCGUUCUGCGGGUUUCAUGUUCCGCGCCGCCGAGAUCAAGAGCUUCGGUAAAGCGGGAACCGGCUGGCACUUUCGGCGGACGAUGGACGAGCUGGUCCAUGACCUGGUGUCGGCUCUGGAGGAGAGUUCAGAACAAGCCCGUGGAGGGUUUGGAGACGGUGGAGAUCACGCCCUGGCCGUCGGUUGCCUGCUGAAACGCCAGGCCCGCAAGCGUCGUGGCCGUAAACGUCGGUCUGAUAACCCUCACCCGCCGUGGGACACCUGCCACCUGAGCGAAGGCUCCGAAUCCAGCCUAGAAGAGCAGAAAGACUACCGUUCAUCCACGGCAGCGGGGAGCGCUCACACCCGCGAUAACAACAGCGACUCGGAUGAGCAGCUGGGUGCGAAGCGGCGUACGCCCCUCACCGACUCCAGCAGGGGGAAGAGACCGCUGUGGCUUGACGACUUGAGUGGAGCGGACGUUUUGGGAACGCGCAGUCUGCGGAGACGUCGGAAAGUCAAGCGCAUGGCUGUGGACCCGCCACUAGAUGUCGCCACCAUGCUGGCGCCGCCGUCCAGAGCGCCAGUGGUGGGCGGCAGUAGGGACGCGGGGUUUAGUCCGGAGGCCAAAGGAAGCGAUGCGAACAAGAACAGGGUGAAGAAAAGGAAGUUCACGGCGCAGAGACUCGCACAGGACGCGGCGGAUGAAGGCGUGGUGGUGGAGAGCGAAGAGGCGGGACAAGCGGCCAAAGAUAAGAUGGACUUUGAGGAGCAGAAAGGCUCAGAUGAGGAGAUGAGUGACAGGUGCGAGACGAGCAGCGUGAGUAACAGCAGUGAUGGGGGUCUGUACACAAACGACGAGGGAAGGCAAGGCGACGAUGAGCAGAGCGAUUGGUUCUAUGAGGGCGAGCCGGGCGGGGCUUGUGGAAUCGCGGGUGUGGUGCCGUGGUGGGAGAGAGACUCUAACGAACUGGACCUCAACGACCCCGUGUUCAACAGCAUCCUGACCGGAGCGUUCCCGAUAAUGUCACAGGGAUCUCAAAGAGGAUUUCAAGCGCGGCUCGCACGGCAGGCCUGUCUUCAGCAAUCGCAGGGAACAUCUCAAGGAAUUCCUGAUAGAUUACCCAGAUUAUCCCAGGAUCAUCAUGACUCAUGGUUCAGCUCUGGGGCCAGAAGAGACCAAUUGCUUUGGGAUUCUCGCAGCGACAGAAGCCACAGGAAAAGCUGCUCUUUAAAGACUGCCAGCCGACAAACUAGUGGUCAUCUUGGCUCUUUAUGUACUGGAGAUAUAAAGAGACGACGGAAAGCUGCACCUGUCGGAGCGUCAUCAUCCUCAGGUGUGGUGGGUGAGGGUGCUGCUCCUGUCCCGGACUCAAACGUGGGGAACCGUAUGCUGCAGAGCAUGGGCUGGACCCCAGGGUCGGGCCUGGGCCCUGAGGGCAGAGGCAUCACAGAGCCCAUUCGUGCAUUACAGAGGCCGAAAGGAGCCGGACUGGGCUUCAACUGACCUCAAGCCGAGAACAUAGAGAGCAACUCAAGCAGAGACGGCGACCCGGGCCUGCGGCCGUCUUUCUCUCCGUUAACCUCAUCGUUAACGGCAGCCAGCCAGCACAGGGCAGCACUGAGGUGAUAGAGAUGUAGGAAAACAUGAUGGAUGACAUGAAAGGAAAUAGGACACCUGCACUGGCCCAGACAUGGACUGACUGUAGAGCUGCCUCACUGCCGCCACACACACACACACUGACACACACACCGACUCAUUUCAACACAACCGUUAAAGCAAACGAUUUCAAUUAACUCCAAAAAAUCAUUAGUCACCAAAAAAAAAUUCACUAAUUUGUAAUGAACAUUUUUCUGACAGUAUAGGAUAAAUUUAAUGAGAAAAUAUUUAAUUGCAAAAAUCAUAGGAAAAACAAAUAAGAAAUUAUAUUUUGCAUAACGAAAAUGAAGCCUGUUUAUAGGACCGUUAAGAUUUUGGAAUUUUUGACAAUAUUUUCAUGUUAAUUAAGCACAUUUCCCUCAACAAUAUAUAUAAAUAUUUUUUGACAUUGUAACAACAAUCAAAAUUAAUAAUGAUACUAAAAAAACAGACUUCAUUUUUAUCAUGCAAAAUAUGAUUUAUUAUAUUAUUAUUUUGAUGUUGGUUUUUCACUCAGUAGUUCAACACCCUACAGAAGUAUUUUAUUGAGCCUGUAGGUCGUUAUCAGUGAUGUUAAUUACAAACCAACAGCCAAACCUCAGCGCUCAGCGAAUACCAGCGGAAAUCAAAUCUUUAAUUAAUUUGUUUUUCAAAAAUAAUUUUUAAGUACACUACCAGUCAAAAGUUUUUGAACAGUAAGAUUUUUAACGUUUUUUAAAGAAGUCUCUUCUGCUCACCAAGCCUGUAUUUAUUUUAUCCGAAGUACAGCAAACAGUAAAAAUAUGAAUUAAUUUUAAUUGUUUUCUAUUUGAAUAUAUUUUAAAAUGUAAUUUAUUCCUGUGAUGUCAAAGCUGAAUUUUAAACAUUAUUACUGCAGUCACGUGAUCCUUCAGAAAUCAUUCCAAUAUGCUGAUUUGCUGUUCAAGAAACAUUUGUUUAUUAUUAUUAUCAUCAAUAUUUAAUAAAGUUGAGUCCUUUUUUUUUUUUUUUUUUUUUUAGGAUUCUUUGAUGAAUAGAAAGAUCCAAAGAUCAGUAUCUGAAAUAAAAAGUUUUGUAACGUUAUACACUAUACCAUUCAAAAACUUGAAUUUUUUUUAUUUUAUUUGGAAAGAAAUUAUAUAAAUUAAUACUUAUAUUUAUCCAAAGAAACCUGAAAUUUUUUUUACUAAACUGUUUUCAACAUAAUAAUAAUAAUAAUAAUAAAUGUGUUUUGAGCAGCAAAUCCGCAUAUUAGAAUGAUUUCUGAAGGAUCAUGUGACUGGAGUAAUGAUGCUAAAAAUUCAGCUUUGAAAUCACAAGAAUAAAUUAUAUUUUAAAAUAUAUUCAAAUAGAAAACGGUUAUUUUAAAUAGUAAAAAUAUUUAAAAAUUUCACUGUUUUUGUACUUUGAAAUAAAGGCAGGCUUGGUGAAUAGAAGAGACUUCUUUAAAAACAUUAAAAAUCUUACUGUUCAAAAACUUUUGACUGGUAGUGUAUUUCCACCUCUUAAAAACCAAUGUGUUUUAGCAGAUUAGAUCGGUUGAAAUUAUCGUCUGUCUUCUGUAUCCAUUUGAUAUUUGUAUAUCUGAUGUCGCUGAUAAUAUCAUUUUUUAGUCUGUAUUUUUUUUUUUUUUUUAGCAAAUGAAAUUUGUUUUUCAUUUAACUUAAGAUGAUUUUUUUACGUUUUUGGAUCCUAUUUUUGUGCAAAUAUUAUGCACUAAUAAUGAAUGUCAAUACCUCAGCCAAUCACAUGCUCAUGAUAACCGCAUGUAUGAAAUACUGUUCCUUUAUGUGAGUCGACGCGUGUUUUAAUGAUUAUAUAUGAGGGUUUGGGGUCCAUUCUGUAUUUCCAGCGCGUAUGAUUUGAAAUUCAGCGAAGCCUGUGUGUUUCUCAGCAGAGUUUGAGUAAUGAAUAGGAUUAAUUGACUGAAUUGGCUUAGUUGAGAUGGAAUUAACUGUUCGAGGAGGUGACACACUUACUACUGACGACUGUCAUUUCUGGUCGUCACGAGGUGAAGAUUACGCCAUUGUUGGGUAAACAGUGCUUCUUAUGAACAAUCCCAGAUGACUGGAGAUGCUGUUAUCUCAGCAGAGCAUCACUGAGACAGAAAUAUGUGACAUUACUUCCUCUCUGGUGUUUGAGCAGAGCUGUACUUCCCUGAAUGAAGAUAAGUGUUUUUAUUUGUUUUUUUGGGAACACGUUGUAUUUUUAAACCAUGUUUGCACUCAGAAUGAACGGUUGUUGAACGAGGUGCAUGUCGGGUUCGUCUCUUCCUGUGAUCUGUACCACAUGCCAAACUCACAAACAUGCCACAUUUGUUUACAUUGGUCUUUUUGUCGUUUUUUUGCCAACUUGCAUAUUAGGAACAGGGGUGAUAUGGUCUGGUCUCUGUGUGUGUUCUGAAGUCAAAGUGAAGUAUUGUUCAUAUACUGUAGAUCAGUAUUAAAGCGUUCUCUGCUCAAGGUUGAAUCUUUGAGUCUUUCCCAUGAUCCUCUAUCGGCUUCAAUUUCACUGUACGUUUAUUAAAGUUUACUAAAAAUAAAGCCAUGAAGAAAAGAAUAAAAUAAAAUAGAAUGACGUAAAAUAAAGUGCAACGGAAACAAAUGAGGUCUCAGGUUUUUAAUAUUAUAUUUUAUUGCCAUGGUAACAUUUCUCGUUUUCAUAUAAUUUACCUCAUGUAAUAAAAU